Colletotrichum higginsianum IMI 349063 is the source of this 351-nucleotide messenger RNA. RefSeq lists its product as uncharacterized. NCBI's taxonomy places the organism in Eukaryota, Fungi, Ascomycota, Sordariomycetes, Glomerellales, Glomerellaceae. The record is from RefSeq and is a predicted model, not a curated record. Bases 1 to 351 code for a protein of 116 amino acids. The transcript has a single exon.
AUGCCGCCUGCUCCCCGUCCACUCGAGGACCCCUGGCCGCGAACGAUUGCUUGCAUUCAUCGCAUUGCUUGCAUCCUCGUGUGGUGUCUGUCCCACGCGGAAGAAAUAGACAGCAGCAUCCUCCUCCCAGGUCUAGAGCUCCAAAAAGUCAGCUCCACCGUCAAGAUCACCCCCCCCGCGUACUCGCCAGGUAUCCUUCCCUUCCCUUCGCGCAGCGAGACCAUCCCACCAGUUCGUGAGCAUCUUCGUCCAUUUCCCCUCCCAUACGGCUCAAUUAAAGCCCAUGUCACGGCCAUAGCUCCCCCACCAUCCCGACUCCUGAUACCCCGACCUCCCCUUCCUUCGGCUUGA